AUGUCUUUAAGUGAAAAAAACUGCAAUAAACUACCCCAAAAAAUAAUUUUAAGUGUUUUAAGCGAACUCCUUGACCAACUAGCCAUUUUACGUCACAUAAAUGGUUGGGAUCUAAAUGACCAAACUAUCGUAGAAUACAAAACAAUAGAAGAACAAUGCAACACUAUAAAAAAUGAUGAUAUUUUACAGCAGUCCAAAGAUGUUGUGGAUCUUGUAGAUUUCCGUAGAGACUGUGCGUUUAUCGAGUCUACCGUUCAAAAGGCUUUUAAUGAAAUUAGUGACAAAGGCACCUUUGAAGAGCUGGCAAAACUGGCAGAAAUUGUUGAGAAGCUGCAAAAGGAGGAGGAGGAGAUUUUGGAGGAUACAAGAAGAAAAGAGGAGGAGUUUGCUAAUAUGCAAAAUAUGUAUUAUAGGGAGAAGUUAGAAUUUAGAAAAAAGAUUGAUAAGAUUAUGGUGCAAAUUGGAAAUUUGAAGGAUGAGAUUGAGGACUUUGAACAAGAAUCCGACAUAAAACAAAGAUACCUUACAAACUGGCACCAUUCAAAAAUUGAAAUGGACAACUACAUUUUGACUAAAAGAGAGAAACAGCUUCAGGACGCGAUAGAAGAAAAGCAUCAUGAUUUUACCAAAGAAGAUCGAGUUCAUUUAGAGAUAAAUAAUAUUUUUAGUGAAAUUGAUGUGGACUACCAAAAGCAGCUAAAGAAGUGGAAGCAAAGAUACGAACACGACCAUGAAGCUAUAAGUAACAAAAUUAAAAAUUUACAAGUUCAGAGGGAUGAACAGCAGGAAAAAACUGCUCAGAUGGUUAAAAAGUACAUCGAGCGUCAAGAACAAAUCGACUCCUAUAAAGAAUAUAAAAAAGAGCAAGAAAAACUACGGAAAGAGAAAGAGAAGAAGGAUAAAGCUGCCACCAAAAUUCAGGCGUGGUGGAGAGGCGAGAUGGUGAGAAAAGGACUAGGAAAAUAUAAGAAGAGGAAAGAUAAAAAAGGAAAAAAGAAAACUGAAGAAAAGAAAAAAUAA
Molecule: messenger RNA, 1020 nt
Organism: Anthonomus grandis grandis
Lineage: Eukaryota; Metazoa; Arthropoda; Insecta; Coleoptera; Curculionidae
Product: dynein regulatory complex protein 9-like
Exons: 4
Coding region: 1-1020 (339 amino acids)
Biological process (GO): cilium organization
Cellular component (GO): motile cilium; cytoplasm
Molecular function (GO): protein binding
Source: RefSeq, a predicted model, not a curated record